Laccaria bicolor S238N-H82 is the source of this 1851-nucleotide messenger RNA. RefSeq lists its product as uncharacterized. NCBI's taxonomy places the organism in Eukaryota, Fungi, Basidiomycota, Agaricomycetes, Agaricales, Hydnangiaceae. Gene Ontology annotation, biological process: intracellular iron ion homeostasis; iron ion transport; copper ion import. Gene Ontology annotation, molecular function: ferric-chelate reductase activity. The coding region runs from base 1 to 1851 and encodes 616 amino acids. Gene Ontology annotation, cellular component: plasma membrane. The record is from RefSeq and is a predicted model, not a curated record. The transcript is spliced from 6 exons.
AUGUCCACCCUCGCCGAUGCCAACAAUCUGGCCGCUGGCGGCCUACCAGUGAUCACGGACCCUGACCCCGUCAACGACGCUACAUUCGUUUAUCAUGUCGAUCUAUUCCUCGUCGCUCUCCUAGCGUGCGUCGUCGUCUCGAGGUUACCUCAAGCGAUCGCACUCUUCAGCUCGUCGGAUUGGUACAAUGGUCAUUUCCUUCGCCACGUUCCUUACCGUCGUUCCACGACCAUCGUCCAAGGGUUCAAGAACGCCUAUCCCCCGCCGUUGAAGGGGCAGUGGUCGGAAGACUCGCAUUCGUCGGCUUCCUCGCAUACGUCUGGGUCUUCAUCCAAGAUGAAGCGUCUUGAUAGGCAUGGUGCACAGAUCGUGCCAAUUUAUCCGACGCACAUCGCGUCGUGCAUGCGCUUCGUACGGCCCCUCGUUGCGCCUCUUCGUGCUAGAAUCGUCCCAGGUUACUCGGUCGCACAGUUUCUGAUUAUGACGAUAUACUUUUGGGUCCUCAUAUACGCUUCCUUUUACAAGUCGAAUCUCUUUUUGGCAGCAGACCGCACUGGCUGGGUCGCCAUCGCGCAACUCCCCUUUAUUUUUGCCCUUUCCCAAAAGAAUAAUCUUCUGGGCUGGUUAAUGGGUUUGGGGUAUGAGAAGUUCAACUUUCUGCACAGGUUUGCAGGGAGAUUGAUUGUGCUGGCUGCAAACAUCCACAGCAUCCAUUAUUUUUACGUGUGGUCUCUUACGGGUACUUUCCAGCAAAAUAUCCUUCGUCCAUCUAGCAUAUGGGGCUUGAUUACCCUCAUUUGCGUCGACCUGAUCUUCUUUUUCUCGACGUCUUUUUGGAGACAAAAAGCCUACAACAUCUUUCUCGUCACUCACAUCAUCGGAUUCAUCCUCAUCCUUCCCGCAGCUUACCUCCACAAAGUAGCCAUGGCACCUUACGUCUUCACCUGUGCCGGUAUCAUGGGCUUCGACCUCCUCUUCCGCUUAGUCAAAUCACGGAUACACACCGCCACGAUCCGGCCCAUAUCCCAAUUGGACCUCACGCGCGUCGAGGUGCACGGGAUCAACGCGGGCUGGCGUGCGGGGCAGCACGUCCGGCUUCGCGUGCUUUCCAUGGGAAUGGGGUGGUGGGGGUGGACUGAGAUUCAUCCGUUCACCAUUGCGAGUAUGAGUGGAGGCCAGGAAGGCCUCGUGUUGAUGUGUAAGAAGACGGGGUCGUGGACGAAGAAGCUUUAUGAAAUUGCGAAAGAGGGUGGGUAUACUGAGGGAGGGGUUGGUAGGGACAUUAAGGUUAUGAUUGAGGGGCCGUACGGCGGCCCUGGACACACGAUUUUCGCGAGCUUCUCAGGCGCAGUGUUCGUAGUUGGAGGUAGCGGAAUCACAUUCGCCCUCUCAACAGUGCAAGACCUCGUACAGAAAGACCUAAAAGGCCAAAGCAGGCUCAAAAUCAUCGAACUCAUCUGGGUAGUCCAAGAUCCUGCGUCCCUCGUUCCCCUGCUCCCCACAUUCACGACCCUAGUCCAACAAAGCGUCUUCACGCCGUUACAUAUAUCGGUGUACUACACCCGCGCGGCGGUGGGUAAGUUCCCGUUCCCGCCUGACUUUUAUCACCCGGGCAUAUCACUUGCUCCUGGCCGGCCAAGAAUUGCGAAGGUGAUUGAUUCGACGUUGUGUCGUGCUGUUAGUCUGGGGUCCGGGAUCAAGGAUAAGGAGAGGAUUAUGGGGCUUGUGGUGGGUGUGUGUGGGCCUGUGGAGCUUGCGGAUGAUGUUGUUAAGGCUGUGGGGAGUGUUGAGCCGACGAGGAGGGAUCAGGUUGGGGGGAUUGAGGUUCAUGAAGAGGUGUUUGGGUGGUAG